Molecule: messenger RNA, 1824 nt
Organism: Penicillium brevicompactum
Lineage: Eukaryota; Fungi; Ascomycota; Eurotiomycetes; Eurotiales; Aspergillaceae
Exons: 6
Coding region: 1-1824 (607 amino acids)
Molecular function (GO): FAD binding
Source: RefSeq, a predicted model, not a curated record
AUGACAAUCAUCACUUUGGCCAAUGGUGAUGGCGAACACACCGCACCCAUCGCUUCGAUGGAUGCGCUAAUUAUUGGCACUGGACCAGCUGGUGCAGCUUUGGCAGCUUUCCUGGCGAACUAUGGAAUUCGCGGAACUAUGAUAAGCUCGUGUCCCACGAACGCAGAUACCCCCAGGGCUCACAUCACAAAUAUGGCUGCCAUGGAGUGUUUACGCGAUUUUGGUAUAGACGCAGAAUGCAACCGCCUCGCUACGAAUGGGAUAAACAUGAUGCAUACCCGAUGGGCGUACAGUAUGGCAGGAGAGGAAUAUGCCAGAAUUCAUUCUUGGGGCCAUGACCCAAAAAGAAAGGGAGACUAUGAAGCCGCAAGUCCCUGCGACCCCGUUGACCUCCCACAAACCCUUCUCGAACCAAUCCUCGUUCGCAACGCAACACUCAACGGCUUCAAAUGCCGUUUUGACACAACGUUUGUUGGCUUUACAGAGGAUCAAGAUAGUGUUCUUUCAACACUGAAAGACAACAUUUCUGGAGCUCUAUACCAAAUUCGCUCGAAGUAUCUAUUUGGCGCGGACGGUGCUCGCAGUGAAGUCUUCCGUCAACUGGAGCUUCCACUAGAUGUGCGACCGGAUCAAGGAGUGGCAUACAAUGUGCACCUCAAGGCGGAUCUCUCCAGUUAUAUGCAAUACCGCACGGGCAACCUCCACUGGCUCUUGCAGCCAGACAGGGAGCACCCUCUCUUUGGCUGGGCAUGCAUAGCAAGGAUGGUCAAGCCGUGGGAUGAAUGGCUAUUCAUUGUCCUUCCCGAGCGUGGGAGGGAGUUGGAAACCAACCCAUCUGAUGAGCAGUGGGAACAGCGGAUGAAAGAAUUUAUCGGGGAUGAUUCAAUCUCGACAGAAAUUCUGGGUGUUUCCAAGUGGCGGAUCAACGAUGUUGUUGCAAAGAAGUUCUCCAAAGGCAGAGUAUUCUGCUUGGGAGAUGCUGUGCACCGGCAUCCACCAUCCAAUGGUCUUGGCUCCAACACAUGCAUUCAAGAUUCUUAUAAUCUGGCAUGGAAGGUCGCUCACGUCUUGAAAGGACAUGCAUCACCUUCUAUUCUCGAAACAUACACAGAAGAGCGCCAACCUGUCGCUCGCGGCGUCGUGACUCGCGCAAACUCCUCCUUCCGCCACCACGGACCUGUCUGGGAAGCUCUAGGCGUGACUCUCCCGACACCCGAUCUGAGAGUCGAAGCUCUGAACGAGCUCACACUACCCACCGAGCAGGGGCGUGCCCGUCGCAGCCGAUUGCAAGCUGCCAUUGAAGAGACAGAGCACGAAUACCAUGCGCUCGGUACUGAGAUGGGCCAAUACUAUCAAAGUUCCGCCAUCUACACUGCAGAUGAAACAGAGUCUUUCUACAGUCCCGAGGUUGUCGCCAAAGAUCGUGAUCUCUGCUUGACACGGAGCACGUAUCCCGGCUGCCGCCUUCCUCAUGUGUGGCUCAACGACGCCGUCCCGGUCGAGCGCAUCUCCAGCAUUGAUUUAGCUGGACAUGGAACUUUCACUCUUCUGACCGGUAUUGGAGGUGGAUGCUGGAAAUCGGCAGCUGCCCAAGUUGGCGCUGGCCUUGGGAUGGAGAUCAAAACAUACGCCAUCGGUUUCCGGCAGGACUAUGAAGAUGUGUACUUCGACUGGGCUCGCGUCCGGGGUGUUGAUGAGACGGGGUGUGUUCUUGUGCGACCUGACCGAUUCGUCGCGUGGAGAUGCGAUGUGGUACUUGGAGAUUCGACUCAAUGUGCUUCCAAGCUACGCGAAGUCAUGAUCAGUAUCCUGGGGCGAAAGUAG